UAUUUUGUUAUGAGAUAUUUGUGAAUCGUCUUGCUACGCGGUAAAGGAUAAGCAAUUUUGUUGUAAAGAAUGGAGGCAGGCUCCGUUAUCAGGUCGUCGUCUUCAACAUAUCCGUUGUCCUUCUCCACCAAAACCCGUUUAUGUUUCAUCUCGAAUUCUCGGAGAAACAGUUUUUCAUCUUCUUCAUUCAAAUGGCCGCGGCGGCUUCUGUUUUCGUGCCCCACCAGAAGUUCUCCACUCACAGUUGAGAAUCCUCCUACACUUACAGAUUCUUCUUCUGGGACUAAAGAUAUGCUUCCCAAAAUUGACAAGAGCGGCAGAUUUUGCAGCCCUAGAGCCGCCCGAGAACUCGCUCUGAUGAUUCUGUACGCGGCUUGUUUAGACGGGUCGGACCCGGUUCGCCUGUUUGAGAAGAGGGUGAAUAGUAGAAGAGAAAGUGGCUAUAAAUUUGAUAAUGGGGCUUUGUUGGAAUAUGAUCACAUGAGCUUUGGAGGGCCUCCGGUUGCCACGGAGACUGAUGAAGAAGCUGAAGAGAUUUUACGAAUUGAUCAAAAGGAAUCCGAUAUUGAAGCCCAAGUUCUUUCAGCACCUCCAAAGUUGGUGUACAGCAAAUUAAUUUUGCGUUUUGCUCGGAAACUUUUGUUAGCAGUGGCGGAGAAUUGGGACAAUAAUGUGCUUGCAAUUGACAAAGUUGCACCUGAUAAUUGGAAGAAAGAGCCAGCUGGUCGGAUCCUGGAAUUUUCAGUUCUUCAUAUAGCAAUGUCAGAAAUAGCAAUUCUUGGGACAAAGCACCAAAUAGUCAUCAACGAGGCGGUUGAUCUUGCAAAACGUUUCUGUGAUGGGGCAGCGCCUCGUACAAUAAAUGGAUGUAUGAGGACUUUUGUCAAGGAGCUCAACCGGAGUGGUGAGGCUCAUACUGUCAAAAUCAAACAGACCCUAUAACUAGUAUUUGAUCUGUACAAGUGUAUCAAAAGUCCAAUAUUCCACUUGUGGAGGUCGGGUGAUCAUGAUAUAAUACACAUCAAUAUUCCCAGCCCGGCCCGGAUUGAGAAACGAAAUGAACCUCAACUUGAGGAAUUGGACUAUUUUCGGGCUUAAUUUUUGGCUGCCUCCUCAUAGUGGUUAUGUGUGUUGUAAUUGCAUUGUAGCAAUGUCUACUUUCUAUUCACCGUAUGAGGUUCAUCUUCUUCUUCUUCUUCUUC
Erythranthe guttata (spotted monkey flower) is the source of this 1202-nucleotide messenger RNA. RefSeq names its product antitermination NusB domain-containing protein. Gene Ontology annotation, cellular component: chloroplast. Gene Ontology annotation, biological process: DNA-templated transcription termination; regulation of DNA-templated transcription. NCBI's taxonomy places the organism in Eukaryota, Viridiplantae, Streptophyta, Magnoliopsida, Lamiales, Phrymaceae. Gene Ontology annotation, molecular function: RNA binding. The record is from RefSeq and is a predicted model, not a curated record.